AUGGUGAUAUCAAGUAGUAAUUCAUCAUAUAAUAAAGAUGGAAAGGUAAAUCGAAGUAAGAUUGUUCCUUAUAUUACAAGAGAGAUGAGUAUUAGUCAACUACAAGAUGAGAAAUACCACAGUUUUAUUCAAAAUACAUUGGCAGACUACCAGGCAAGUGCAUUUAAUGCUCAAAAAAUUGCAUUGGAAAAGGAUCAAGAGCUUAAAGAAUUGAAGGAUUCACAAAAUUCAGAUAAAGUUUCCUUAAAGUAUUACGAAGAGAAAUGCAAACAAUUGGAAAAUGAGCUUAAAGAAACUUCAAUGGGAUUGUUAUAUGGAAGGAAAGAGAAGGAACAAGAGAGACAAAUUGCUAAAAUGAGUAGUGAAAUAGUAUCGUUUGGGAAGAAAAAGGAAGAAUUAGAAACAAACUUGAAAUAUUAUAAAGAUAGAGAAAUGUAUUUAGAGCACGAGCUAGAACUUAAAGAGAAUGAAUUAUACAAACUUUCUCAAGAGUUUGCUUCUUUGACAGAAAAUUAUAACAGCACAUAUUCAGAAUUAGAAAAAUGUAAAUUUGAUCUUACUACAGAACAGAAUAAUAAUAAGUCAUUAGAGAAUCAACUAAUAAUUAAAAAUGAUGAAAUUACUAAAUAUAAGGCAAGCUUAAGUAGUAAAGAGGUAGAAAUUAAUAAUUUAAAGAAUGAAAUACAAAAGCUGAAUUCAAUGAUUGAAAUCAAUAAUUCUGAAAUAACUACAAUUAGAGAACAGCUUAAAUCAAAGCAGAAAGAGUGUUUAGAAUAUAGUAAUAAGAUUCAACAAAUAGAAUUGGAUAUGAGGAAUAAUUUAAAUGAAAAUGAAAUAUUAAUUAAGGAUUUGAAUUCUCAAAUUACUUUGACUAGGAAUGACUUGGCUCAAAAAGUGGAAUUAAUUAAUGAAUUGAACUCCCAAAUAUCUAAUCUUGAUCUAAAACUCCAGGAAUCAUCAAAGAAUUUACUAGAGAAAGAAAAAACAAUUAGUAAGCUUAAAACUGAGCAGCAAAUUACUAGCUUAGAAUCAGAUGGUCUUAAAACAAAGAUUCAAAUUAUUGAACAAGAGAAAGCAAACAUUGAACAAGAGAUUGAAACAAUAUUAGUAGAAAAGAAAAAAGUAGACGAGGAACUUAAAGAUACAAUUAAUAAGAAAAAUUCCAAGUUAGACGAAGCUCUGACUUACAGAAUUGAGUCUGCUGUAUCUGCUGAAAGGGAGAUUAGUCAACUAAAAGAAAAGAAUAAAAUAUUAGAAUUUGAGAAGAAUAUACUACAGGAAAAACUGGAAAUUUCUAAUAAUAAUAUUAAAAUCAAAGAUGAUGAAAUCCAACAACUUAAAAAUACAAUUCAAGAUCUUGAUCAUCAAAAUACUAAACUUGAAAAUGAGCUUCAUACUCUACAAGAAAGUAGCAGAAGAGAAAGUGUAGAGAACACAUUUAGAAGUAGCAGGGCUAGUCCAAAUGUUGUAAGUAAUCAAAUCAAUACAUCUUCUGGCUCUAAAAUUGAUUCCAAUAAUAACUUAAUCUCAAAUGAGUCAACAACUGCUACUGUUUUAGCUAAUGAUAAAAUUGUUAACAACACAAUUGAUACUGUUGUCGAAGAUUCUAGUAUUGCUUUUGCUUCUAAAUCAAUUUACAAACCUCCAGCAAAGUCAAUAAGUAAAAGCGCAAUUUCCUCAUUACCAAAACCAAAGUCCAAGAGUGCAGUUAAAUCAGCUCCUGUGGCAGAUGAGAUUAAAGUCGGUGAACCUAUACUUGUAUCUAAAUCUGAAACAGAAGUUAAACCCAACUAA
Cryptosporidium ubiquitum is the source of this 1794-nucleotide messenger RNA. RefSeq lists its product as uncharacterized. The transcript is spliced from 2 exons. The record is from RefSeq and is a predicted model, not a curated record. Bases 1 to 1794 code for a protein of 597 amino acids. NCBI's taxonomy places the organism in Eukaryota, Apicomplexa, Conoidasida, Eucoccidiorida, Cryptosporidiidae.